GCUUACUAUCAAAAUAAAAAGUGUAGUUUCCAAAGCCCAGCCCAUCGGAUGUUAAGGCCCAGAUCAUUGAUUAUCACUAAUGGCGAGGUCCAUGGCUCGCCGAAAUCCUCCGUCGCCCGGGAGCGAGGAGAAGAUCAGAAGAACAAGGCGCUGUAUUGAAAUUGACAGUAUGAAAGACAUUAUUGUGGCCAGAUGCCUUCGUCGGUAUAUGACGAAAAAUGAAACAAUGGCCUAUUUAUACAUUGAAGAACGCCGAGAACCUGCAUACGCUGAACUGAUCUGGGAAGAACUAGAGAAUCAGAAUCCUACAUUCUUCAGGCUUUACAAUACGUUGGCUGUGAUCAAGAAACAGGUUGAAAAGUACAAUGAGCUCCUCGUGCAUCAGAAAAUUGCCAUGAAUCAGAGAAAUUCUAACGGUGAUCCAUCGCGCAGUACAACAGCUAAUGUUAGCAACCAAGAUUUGCCCAGUGGAGUUCCUUCUGUAGCCGUACCUAAUGGUAGCACAUCGGCUUACGUUAGCAACCGAAACUUUCCCAGGGGAGUUCCUUCAGUAUCUCUUCCUAAUUGUGAUCCAGCAGGUAUUCCAUAUAGCAACCGAAACAAUAUUCAAAAUAACCCAUGCAACACUCGGGCUUAUAUGGGCAAUCCUGGGAACGUGCAACAAUAUACAUGCAACGCAUCACCUCUUGUUGCCAACAUGAAUCACAACAUGUAUCCUUCUUCGAUGAAUACUAGAAUUUAUGGGCCUAAUUCCCCAAACCAAAGGCCUCAGUUUGCAAUCCGAGGUUCUCAUUUUCUGACAACGUGUCCUUCGACAAGAAUGAAUCAAAGUACAGAUCAUAGAAUGAAUCCUAGGACGAUGAUGUAUCCUUCACCUGGAAUCCAUAAUAAUGGGAUAAAUACCGAUCCAAGGAUAAGCACACCAGAGACUAUAAUCAGAAACUACAGUCCAGAUUCACUCCGACUAGCAGUGAACCGGCCAUUUGAUGCAGGGAUGCAAGAUCAUGAUCAACAACUGCUAGACAUCAUGAACGCGGCCAACGCCUCUUUGCUUCGCGAAACUGGGAUGGAUGUCAAUAGCAUCCUGGAUAGUGGUUUGUUUUCGGAGGGCAUGUCGAACGAUACGCAAAAUGAAGACAACUGUACACGAGGAGAAGACGGAAGUGGUUCUGGUUAUCCUUGCCAGAGGUUUGGGUAGAAAUGCUCUCGAGGUUUGCUGAAGAACCGAGCAGCACAAGGGGCACAUUCACGCACAAGCAAAUUCAAGCAUAUGUGCUUUUGCUUGUUGCCUUUUCUUGUAAUUUUGUAGAUAUCUUUUCUUUUUUGUAGUUUUGGAUUUUUCCGGAUUAAUUUGUAAAUAGCUCUGAUUUUUAGAACAUGAAGAAACAUUGACACCCUGCUUUAACAAAGGUGU
Molecule: messenger RNA, 1414 nt
Organism: Asparagus officinalis (garden asparagus)
Lineage: Eukaryota; Viridiplantae; Streptophyta; Magnoliopsida; Asparagales; Asparagaceae
Exons: 12
Coding region: 80-1198 (372 amino acids)
Source: RefSeq, a predicted model, not a curated record